AUGAGGUCCAAAGUACCGUUCCUGCGUGCUCUUCGACACAGACCUUGGCCUCGUUCAUCAGUGGUUGCCCCUCGGUUAGACCAGUCUCAACCGGUUGAAGAACAAAACUCGCCGUACUAUGACCCUCAACAUUUCUAUGCAGCCCGCAUAGGAGAUGUCCUUAACGAACGGUAUCAGUUAGCGACGAAACUUGGUCAUGGAAGCCGCUCCACAGUCUGGCUUGCGCGGGAUCUUAAACAGUGGAAGUGGCUCACAGAGCGAUACGUUGCAAUCAAGAUCAAAGCGAUCAUUCCAAGUCCAGCACAUGAGGCCGCAGACGGGGAGCUAAACAUCCUAAGGCAAAUCGCCCAAACAAACCGAAGACACCCGGGUUGGGUAUUCGUCAGACGAAUGCUGGACACAUUUACGACACCGGGACAGUGUGGAAAUCAUACAUGUUUGGUAUUUGAGCCCCUACGGGAGCCACUAUGGCUCUACCAAAGGCGGUUUAUCGACGAUGUGAUACCAUUGUCGAGGAUCAAAAUCAUUCUCCAAAUGGUGCUACUGGGACUUGACUAUCUACACUCGGAGUGUCAUAUUAUUCAUACUGAUUUAAAGCCCGAUAACAUCAUGGUGAAGCUGGAAGAUCCUUCGAUCUUGGAGCGAGACGCAGAGGACGAAUUCAAGCAUCCACUUCCGCAGAAGCACUGCGAAGACGGUCGAGUGAUAUAUCUUGCUCGAAAUGACUACGGGCAAUUCCGACGGCCUGUCGGUGUAAUCCGGAUCACUGAUUUGGAUCUGGCGGUCUCUGGCGACAUUUUACGCAAAGGGUGUAUUCAGGCUGAGCUCUAUCGCGCCCCAGAAGUCAUUCUCGAUGUCGGGUACAGUUACAGUGCGGACAUCUGGAGUUUGGGAGUCAUGCUGUGGGAUCUGAUUGAAGGGAGCCCGCUGUUCAAAGUGGAUGUUCCCGAACGAGUUUACGAAUACGACGACCAACAGCAUCUCGGAAUGAUAACGGCGUUGUUGGGGGAUUCUCCGCAGAGCCUUCUCAAACAAGGGGAUAGAACCUCUCUGUUCUACAAUGUAGAAGGCCGUCUUCACAAUCCCGAUCUUAUCCCAACUAGCUUCAACUUCGAGACCACUAUCUCCAAUGUCAGCGGUGAAGAGAAGAAAAUGUUUAUCAACUUUGUUCAGAAGAUGAUCCGGUGGUUGCCAAGUGAACGAAGCACGGCGAAUGAACUCUUGAAAGACCCAUGGCUAGAGCUCGAUAGACAUUAG
Molecule: messenger RNA, 1257 nt
Organism: Exophiala dermatitidis NIH/UT8656
Lineage: Eukaryota; Fungi; Ascomycota; Eurotiomycetes; Chaetothyriales; Herpotrichiellaceae
Product: non-specific serine/threonine protein kinase
Exons: 5
Coding region: 1-1257 (418 amino acids)
Biological process (GO): spliceosomal complex assembly; protein phosphorylation; regulation of mRNA processing
Molecular function (GO): protein kinase activity; ATP binding
Source: RefSeq, a predicted model, not a curated record